Messenger RNA from Rotaria socialis, 357 nucleotides. The record is from the annotation of a GenBank genome assembly. Lineage: Eukaryota; Metazoa; Rotifera; Eurotatoria; Philodinida; Philodinidae.
AUGGAUGAUCUAUUUUAUUGCAUUCGUAUAAUGCAAAUAUCUACUGACAAAUUACAAUCAACGCGCAAUACAGAAAGUCUUCGUCGUUCAGCACUUAUACGUUCAACAUUUGUACAAUCGCGUAAACUUUUUUGUGAUUUAAUUCACUCACUAAUUAAAAUAUCGUCAACCAAUAAUGCACUUCUACCGGUAAUUAUAGAAAAUGAAGAAAAUCGAACAAAAACUCUCGUGCAUCAACGUACAAUAAUGUCACAGAAACGUAAAUCAUGUCAUGCUGAUGCCGUUAAACGUCUAUGUCUCACAUCGUCAUCAACAUCGUCGUCAUCGAAUAUUUCAAAUAAAAUAAAAUCAGACUGA